AUGAGCAUUAUGGGCAGUAUAUAAAAGGUAUCCAGAAUCAGAAUUUAGAAAUUGAUUAAAUUAAGAAUGAUUCCACAAAGGGUGAUUUUAAAAAUUAAAGUUUAUUUAUUUGUUUAACGAUUCAUUAUUUAUUAAUCUUUAUAUUUAAUGGGCUCCCACUUCUCAGAACCUCUUGCCACGCCACUUCGGAGCCUUUCCAUUUGCUUUCCCAGAGAGAGAGAGAGAGAGAGAGAUUUGAAUCGAGUGGUAUUCCAACGUUGAAAGCAUUCACCAGAACACUCUCACACACAAACAAAGGUUUCUCCUAAAGUCUUCUCUCUUCUCUUCUCUCUGUCUUUAUAUUGGCCUUCUUCAUGUGACAAUUUGGGAGCUUCAAGGUUUCUGGGACAAUUUUCUUCGCAACAAUUAAGGAAAACGAAGCACGCCCUUUGACUGGAGAAGUUGAUUAAAUGGCUAAAGUUUGUUGGCCAUAUUUUGAUCCCGAGUAUGAGAACUUCAGCAAUAGAAUGAACCCACCAAGGGUCUCUGUGGACAAUACCAGUUGUCAUGACUGUACACUGAUCAAGGUUGAUAGUGUUAACAAACCAGGAAUUCUGCUGGAAGUGGUGCAAAUCUUGACGGACCUUGACUUCAUAAUUACAAAAGCUUACAUAUCUUCUGAUGGUGGUUGGUUUAUGGAUGUAUUUCAUGUCACGGAUCAGCAAGGAAGAAAGAUAACGGACAGCAAAACCAUCGACUUCAUUGAAAAGGCUCUAGGACCAAAGAGCCAGAGCACAGAAGGGGUGAAAUUUUGGCCAAGCAAAAGGGUCGGAGUGCAUUCUGUCGGUGAUCAUACAGCCAUUGAACUGAUAGGCAGAGACCGCCCUGGUCUCUUGUCUGAGAUUUCAGCUGUUCUUGCCAACCUCCAUUUUAAUGUUUUUGCUGCAGAAGUGUGGACUCAUAACAGGCGAAUUGCUUGCGUUCUUUAUGUCAAUGACGCUACAAACCGAGCUGUGGACGAGCCAAACAGAUUAUCUUUAAUGGAGGAGCAGCUGAACAACAUCUUACGUGGAUGUGAUGGUGAGAAAGUUGCUAGGACUAGUUUCUCCAUGGGUUUCACCCACAUGGAUCGGCGGCUGCACCAAAUGUUGUUUGCUGAUCGGGAUUAUGAAAGUUAUAGAGUAGCACGAGACGUUAAUUGUCCUCUCUCUUUCAGGCCUAAAAUCACAAUAGAACGUUGUGAGGAGAAAGGGUACUCAGUUGUCACAGUCAAGUGCAAGGAUCGGGCAAAACUCAUGUUUGACAUUGUUUGCACUCUUACUGAUAUGCAAUAUGUUGUUUUCCAUGCCACAGUUUCAUCAGAUGGCCCUUAUGCAUCCCAGGAGUAUUUUAUUCGACAUAUGGAUGGAUGCACACUUGACACUGAAGGAGAGAAAGAAAGGGUCAUCCAAUGCAUUGAAGCUGGUAUUCGAAGAAGAGUAAGCGAGCUACCUACUGGUAUUGCUGCACUGGGUGUGAGCCUUGAGCUGUGUGCAAAGGAUAGAGUUGGGUUGCUGUCUGAAGUAACAAGGAUUCUACGAGAGAAUGGGUUGACAGUGUGUAGGGCAGGUGUAUCAACGAGGGGGGAGCAAGCAUUGAAUGUGUUCUACGUAAGGGAUGCAUCAGGGAACCCAGUGGACAUGAAAACAAUGGAAGCACUUGGCAAAGAAAUAGGUAAGACAAUGAUGGUUGAUGUGAAGAAAGUGCCAACCAAUGCUAAACUACCAGAGACUCGACGAUGGGCUAAAACCAGUUUCUUCUUUGGUAACUUGUUGGAAAGGUUCUUGACCUGAUAAACAAUCUUCAUUUAUUCUCAAUGCUUUCUAAAAGACACAUCACCACACCAUGUACACAAGAAUAAGGUUGUUUGUGUCUCAAACGUUGCCUGUGUUAUUAAUAUCACAAUUCAGAACAAUGCAUUAUGUAUGUUAUUCCACCUUCCACA
Messenger RNA from Vigna radiata var. radiata (mung bean), 1963 nucleotides. Its product is annotated as ACT domain-containing protein ACR3. The coding region runs from base 450 to 1811 and encodes 453 amino acids. The transcript is spliced from 9 exons. The record is from RefSeq and is a predicted model, not a curated record. NCBI's taxonomy places the organism in Eukaryota, Viridiplantae, Streptophyta, Magnoliopsida, Fabales, Fabaceae.